Aspergillus novofumigatus IBT 16806 is the source of this 273-nucleotide messenger RNA. RefSeq lists its product as uncharacterized. The coding region runs from base 16 to 261 and encodes 81 amino acids. The transcript has a single exon. The record is from RefSeq and is a predicted model, not a curated record. Lineage: Eukaryota; Fungi; Ascomycota; Eurotiomycetes; Eurotiales; Aspergillaceae.
GUCUUUUGAGGAUAUAUGUUUUGCCUAUUUUGCCUUGCGUGUCUCAUCAUGUGGUGCUCACCAGCACUUCUAUUGAUGCCCAAUGAUGUAGCUGAAACUUUUGUCCCAGGGACGGUCCGAGAUCGCCUGCAGAGUAUGCUGAUUCCCAAUAUAAUUGGAUCUCAGAGAAUCUGCGCUACUGCCGUGUGCCAACUGGCGAGCAUUUUACCGUGCCUCUCGGAAGGGAUUGGUCAUGGACAGCAGGCUGCAGAACUGUUAUGAGAUCACUAGCAC